UGCGUAGCGAGAAAACCACACGCACAACCAAAAAAAAAAAAAAAAAACACACAUUCGAGGGGCGAAAGCGAGAGCGAGGCAAAGAGAAAAAUGGGAGGGUGGGCUAUAGCGGUGCACGGUGGCGCUGGUGUCGACCCAAAUCUCCCAUUCGAGCGUCAAGAGGAGGCCAAACAACUCCUCACUCGCUGCCUCAAUCUUGGCAUUUCAGCUCUUCGUUCUAAUCUCCCUGCCAUCGAUGUUGUUGAACUUGUUGUUAGAGAACUGGAAACGGACCCUGUUUUCAACUCAGGGCGUGGAUCUGCCCUGACUGAAAAAGGUACCGUCGAAAUGGAAGCCAGCAUUAUGGAUGGACCCAAAAGGAGAUGCGGCGCCGUUUCGGGCCUGACCACCGUGAAGAACCCGAUCUCACUCGCUCGACUCGUCAUGGACAAGUCUCCCCAUUCUUAUCUCGCCUUUUCAGGCGCCGAGGACUUCGCCAGACAACAGGGCCUUGAGGUCGUGGAAAACGAUUAUUUCAUCACAAACGAAAAUGUGGGAAUGCUCAAGUUAGCAAAAGAAGCCAACAAGAUUCUGUUCGAUUACAGGCUUCCAACCCAUGGAUUGGAAACUUGCAGCGCUGGAGUGGAAAGCCCUCUAAUCAUGAAUGGCCUUCCAAUCAGUGUAUAUGCGCCUGAGACAGUGGGAUGUGUGGUGGUGGACAGCAAGGGCCACUGCGCAGCAGCCACGUCCACAGGUGGACUGAUGAACAAGAUGACCGGCCGCAUCGGUGACUCACCACUCAUUGGUGCUGGGACCUACGCCUGUAACCUGUGUGGGGUCUCAUGCACUGGAGAAGGAGAAGCCAUUAUUCGCGGCACUCUCGCGCGUGAGGUGGCGGCUGUGAUGGAAUAUAAGGGCCUGGGCCUUCAAGAGGCUGUGGACUUUGUCAUCAAGGAACGGCUCGACGAAGGUUUUGCUGGGCUUAUCGCAGUGUCUAGUAAAGGGGAAGUGGCUUAUGGUUUUAAUACAACUGGGAUGUUUAGGGGCUGUGCAACGGAGGAUGGGUUUAUGGAAGUUGGUAUUUGGGAGUAAAACAGGAAGUGAAGUCCGGUCAGUAUUUGAGUUCUGGUGCGCAGCAACCAUUAUGCGUGGUUGCUUUUGUUAACUCUACCUUCUGUCUGGAUCUGGUUCUCGUUCAAUCUAGGAAUCUAUGUUUAGUUGUAAUUUUGUAGGUCAAGUGCAUGCUUUGUAAUUUGACGCGCUAAUCUAUGAAAUAAAAAGCAUAUGCAACUUGUUUAUGGAUUA
Messenger RNA from Ziziphus jujuba (common jujube), 1284 nucleotides. Its product is annotated as probable isoaspartyl peptidase/L-asparaginase 2. Gene Ontology annotation, molecular function: hydrolase activity. Lineage: Eukaryota; Viridiplantae; Streptophyta; Magnoliopsida; Rosales; Rhamnaceae. The transcript is spliced from 4 exons. The coding region runs from base 91 to 1071 and encodes 326 amino acids. The record is from RefSeq and is a predicted model, not a curated record.